Messenger RNA from Lycium barbarum (goji berry), 1578 nucleotides. RefSeq lists its product as uncharacterized. The coding region runs from base 1 to 1578 and encodes 525 amino acids. The transcript is spliced from 2 exons. NCBI's taxonomy places the organism in Eukaryota, Viridiplantae, Streptophyta, Magnoliopsida, Solanales, Solanaceae. The record is from RefSeq and is a predicted model, not a curated record.
AUGGAAACAAGGUGGCUUCCACCCACAUAUCGUCAAGAUGCAAUCAAAAGGGUGUAUUUGUUGAAACAAGGGUGGAAAAGCAUGGAAGAGUACUUUGAUGAGUUUGAGGACUUAUGGAUGAAAGCCAAGCUAGAAGAACAAGAGAAGUGCACUAUUAUAAUGUUCGUAGCCUUCUUGAACAAUGACAUUGCUAAACCCAUGAGGCUUAAGACUUACAAUAGUCUAGAAGAGUCAUUCCAUGAUGCAUCCAUGGUUGAAGCGGAUCUAAAGGAGGAGAAAUCUUAUAAAGACAAAGGCAAGUCAUCUUCAACUUGGAGCAAAGGCACAGAUAAAUGGAAAACUUCCACUUGGGAAAAGCCCAAGACCAACACCCUAACACCUCAAGCAAAGUUUGACUACAAAGCCAAGGGUGAUGUUAAGGUUAAAGGAGGAAGAGGGCACUAUGUAAGUGAGUGUCCCAAUCGGAGGACUAUCACCAUUGUGAGGUAUGGGUACCGGACCAAAGAUGAAGAUGAGAGCGAGAAUUGUAAUGAUGAUGAGGGAGAAAGAAGUGAGUGUGAGGGUGAUUCCGAUGAAGAGGCUGUGAUAAGGUGUGAAGAAGCCUUGAAUUAUGCUAUUGUGGCUAGAAGAGUCAUGGGGGCUCUAGCUAGGGAAGCGAGUGACCAAAGGGAGAAUUUUUUCUAUGCAAGGUGUAAAAUUGUGGAUAAGGUGUAUUCCUUGAUUAUUGAUGGUGGGAGUUGCACGAAUGUCUUUUGCCAAUUUUUAGUUGAAAGUAUGAAAUUCCCCACCUGCAAGCACACUAGUCCUUAUAAACUCCAAUGGUUUAAUGAAUGUGGUGAGAUGAGGGUCAACAAGCAAGCCAUCAUUAAAUUUAUCAUUGGUAAGUACCAAAAUGAGAUUUUGUGUGAUGUGGUACCCAUGAUAGCUUGCCAUCUAUUUCUUGGAAGACCUUGGCAAUUUGAUGUUGAUGCCCAACAUAGUGGGAGAACUAACAAAUACUCAUUUGUGGUCAAGGGGAAGAAGUGCAUUCUUAAUCCAAUAACCCCUUACCAAGUGAGUGAGGAUUAUAGAGUUAUGAGGGAGCUUCGAGAGAAGUAUCAAAAGGAAGAGAAGGAGAAGAGUGAGAGGGAGAUCUUGUUGGUCAUAAGUGGGGAGGGAACAUCUCAAGAUCAUUCCAAGAAUUGUUUGUUAGCCAAACCAAGUAAUUACUUAAAGGGGGUUGAUGAGAGACACUUCAUGGUGUGUUUUGUCAAUAAGGACCUUCUCUUAAAUUCUAACCAAGCUACUAGCACUUUGCCUAGUAGUAUAUCUUCUCUUUUGCAGGAAUAUGAAGCAUUGUUCCCGGAAGAGACGCCUAAUGGCUUACCUCCCUUGAGAGGUAUUGAGCAACAAAUUGAUUUUGUACCAGGUUCUCAAAUCCCGAACAAGCCAGCAUAUAGGAGCAAUCCAGAGGAAACAAAGGAAUUGCAAAGGAAAGUUGAGGAGCUACUCAACAAGGUUCUAGUCAAGCAGAGUCUUAGUCCUUGUGUCGUACCGGUAAUUCUCGUCCCAAAGAAAGAUGGCACUUGGAGGAUGUGA